AUGUUUGGCUCAAGUUCCACAGCAUCAAGCAGUACAGGUGGUUUACCGCCAGCAUCUGAGCUUCUUUCACCACCAACAAACGGAAGCUCAUUCAAUCGAAAUGCGGCACCAACAUCUCCACAAAUGGCGCCACCAUCGCCGUACAUUGGUACACCUGGACCGUAUCAUAGCUUGACUGAGCCGGGAACGCCGGCGUUUUUGAAUCCGGCUUCUGUGGGAGAACAGGCGGCUUCACCGAGUUAUGAAUCGAUGAGUCCGGCGAGUUUUAACAAUCAUUCCGGGGGUUCGACGAAGCCAUCGACUCCUAUGGGUAGUGAAGCUAGUCCAGCGCCGUAUAAUCAAUAUCCGAAUGUUCAGUACUAUCCAGUAAGUUGGUUUCAGAUGCUGAUAGGGUAUAUGAAGCUUUUAUUUUAUAUAAGGUUCUAUCUUGAACCUUAGUUUAGCCAAAUACUUGAUAUUAUGAUCGGUAUAAGGUUAAUACCUGGUAUAACAUCUUAAUAUCUAAAUUUUAACUGUCUAUAUAGCUAAAUCUUUUUAUUUCAGCCGCAAUACUCAUCAGGGCGACUACCACCAGCUGAAUCAUUGCCUCCGGCUUCGAAUUAUCCUCCAAGGCAGCUGAAUUAUCAAAAGAAGCCGUAAGUGUAAUAUCUGUUAUAUUAUUGUACUUUUAGGGGAAAUGACAGCACAUUAAGACAACAAUUGUCAAGACCAGUGAUUAAACCUAUUGAUAAACGGAGACAUACGAUGUAGGUGCUUUAAAUCGCUAUUUUUUUAGGGUAAAGGGGAUUUGUGGGAAAUAUGUUAUUUUAGGUAACAAAUUGCGCGUUUUUAAAGGAAAAGCGGUAUUUUAGCAAAUUCUCGGAUAUUUUUAUAUAAAAAUACUUUUUUUCAGCUCAACCCAACGCCCAUUACCACCUCUAGCUCAACCCCAAUCUGUCCCACCCCCAACCGACCAUCAACCAUAUUACCCAUCAGGUGGACCAAAGUCAGUACCAAACAAUUUCGACCCAGAUCAACCGGAAUUCCGACAAGAAUUUGCUGACGAGUACGAAGGUCAGAAUGAAUUUGAUCAGUAUUUAUCACCAGCACCAUUCUAUCCAGAAUCACCCAUGCCUGAGGGCAGUUAUCAACAGCUGGAGACAUACCCGGCUGAAGGUUAUAGCGAGUACCAGGACUACCCACAAGACCAGUUCUACGACCCUCAGGGCAAUUAUAUUGGUAGUGAAAUGGGCUAUGUCAAUUCGGGUGGGUGUUUUGAAAAUUUUUGAAAUUUUGAAUAAAAAAUUGAAAUUUUCAAAAAAAUUUUAAAUUAUGUUAACUCAGCCUCAUUUCCCCAAUUCCAGCCCCUCCAUACGACCCCACCUACCCCAGAGGACCACAACAGGUGAUAUACCACUCGACCGGCCCAAAUGGUCAACCUCAUACUGUAGUGCACACCAUGGUGGAUCCACAAAACUAUGAAAAGCCACCCGAACCAAAGCCAGCACCAAAAAAGAGCAAAAAGAAGACUGAACCACCGAAUGGAGAGCCAAAACCCAAGCCCAAGAGGGUCAGGAAGAGUGCUGCACAGCUUAGGGUGGGUUUAGAUCUUUUUUUGGUUUUAGGUAAUAUUUGAGGUUUUUAUGUCAUUUUUUAAGAUUUUAGGUAACAUUUUGGGAUUUUAGGUAACACUUUGGCAAUUUAGGUAUUAUUUUGGGAUUUUAGUUAACAUUUUGGUAUUUUAGGUAUUAUUUUGUGAUUUUAGGUAACAUUCGGAGAUUCUGGGUAACAAUUUAGUAUUUUAUUUGAUAUUUUGGCAUUUUAGAUAACUUUUUGAUAAUAGAGGUAACAUUUUACGAUUUUAGAUAAAAUUUUGGGAUUUUAGUUAACAUUUUGAUAUUUUAGGUAACAUUUUAUUAUUUUAGGUAACAAGUUGGUAUUUUAGGUAACAUUUUGGUUUUUUAGGUAGCAUUUUGAUAUUUUAGGUAGCUUUUUGGUAUUUUAGGCAACAUUUUGCUUUUUAGGUAAUAUUUUAGAUUUUCAUACAAUAUUACUGUGUUCUAGGUAAUAUAUUUUGUUUUUUUUACAAUUUGUAGAAUUUUUGAUACUUAAACGUUAAUUUUUAACAAAUUUCAGGCCGAAAAAGCGGCGAAAGAAGCAGCGGCAAAGGAACAACAAGCUCAAGCCCCUAACCCAACAAGUCAGUUACUGUCAGCUCCAGGCGAACGAAUUCAAAUUCAUAAUGGCCAAAUCACUCGCCACAUGCCACUCCAACCGGAAGGUCAAGAAGUGUAUGGAACACAAGAGCUGGAAGCCGAAAACCUCGAUGAUUCGGCUAGUCUAAUGCCACCGCCAAAAGUCGACACCGCUCCAAGUGUUUUGGCCGCGAAAGCAGCGGCUGCUGGGCCAAGCUCAACUGGUAGUCCAGGCUAUGGUCAAGGAGGUCAGGGUCAACAAGUUUAUGGAAGUGAAAAGCUAGGAAAUGCGGCCCAAAGUAGGAGUUCAAAAGGUCAGGUUUAUGGUAAAGAAGGUCAAGGAUACAGUGGUCAACAAGUUCAUGGGAAUGGUCAAAGUGGCGGGCUAGGGCUGGCUAGGAGCGCUGAUGGUCAACAAGUUUAUAGAAGUGGUCAAGUGGCUAGCUUUGGUCAACAAGGUCAUGGUGGUCAAGGUCAUGGAGGUCAAAGAAGUUUGGAAACACAAAGAGAUAUUGCCUCCAACAGAAGCCACGAAGGUCAAAAAGUCUAUGGAGCAGGUCAACAAUCUUAUCACGGAUCAUCAAGUGGACCGGCUACACCGUCACUCAGCUACGCUUCCAAUCCAGGUACUCCCAACUUUUCCGGACCUCAUUCGGCUGGCUACAACGGCCCAAAUGGUGAUGGUCGAGAGGGAGUAAGAGUAGGUCAUAAUGGACCACACUCGGCUGGCUAUGCUGGUCCAGGCUCAGCUGGUCCAACUACGCCAGGCUCUGAUCCAGGCACGCCUGGAAACUAUGUAAACCAGGCUUCUGAGGCUGUACGAUCGACUUCUGGAGCUAGAGGUGACGGUAAUGUUAGGACAAAUGCUCAGAAUCAAGCUCAGGAAGCUAGAAGUCAAGGUCAUGAAGUUAGAAGUCAAGGUCAAGAACCCAGAAGCCUAAAUCAAGCUCAAGAUAUCAGAAGCCAAGGGCACGACACCAAAGUUCUACAAAAUUAUGGACCGCCAGGCUCAGUAUCAGCCCUACCAGCACGAAACACAGCCCCACUCACCAGUACAGUACGUCUAGGCCGACAAACUCAAGACACGUACUCGGUAGUACCAGUAGCCUACAGUGUACCCGCCGGAUCAGUACAAACUGGACCAACCUACGCCGGAGGGCAUAACGCACCAACGGCUGGCUCGGCUCAAGUUACUGGACCACAUGGCUCGGGGUAUCAUACUGUAUCGUCGGCCGAGGAUUAUGGAGCUCAUGGUGAAAAACGAGGCUACAGAGGUCAGGAUGAAGAGAGAGGAUACAGAGCUCAAGGUGAAGAGGGAGGAUACCGAGGUGAAGGUGGUGCCUAUGGAAAUACAGAUGAAGGCUACAGAGCUUCAGAAGACUACAAAGAAUCAUAUAAACCAUUGGUGCGACGAGUACUAGUACAACAAAAAGGCUCAGAACGACGCGUCUUGGAGUACGAUGUGGACCGUCACGGUGAAUAUCGUGUAGCCAGAGGUCAGGAAAGCAGAAUGAUCCAAGAUAGAGACGGUAAUGGCAGCGUGAGGAUUCAGAACCCAGCCAGAAGUCAGGGAAGUUAUAAUGGGGAAGGUAGAAAUGUUAGAGAGAAUUCUGGAGCACCUAGAAGCCUUAGAGACGAUAGAGAAGGUAGAGAUGACAGAGAAGCUAAUGGUGCACCAGCAGUACCAAGAUAUGUACCAGAUCAAAAAGCAGCAAGAGAAGAAGAGAAUGAUUAUAGAAUAGCCAGAGACAUACCACACGAACAUACGAUACCAUCAGUAAAUGGGCAAUACCUGGAGAUGAGAAGGCCAUCGAUUCAUCUACAAGAUCCCUACGAUGAUUUCGAUCCAGAAAACGACAAUUUCCUCGAAGACUACGAUGAAUACGGUACUCAGUACACCGAAGCAGACUACGGUAGUGGAGAGUACGAGCAGAAGGAAGAGAAAGGGAUUCAGAAAACUGAAGAGGGACAGUAUGGUACUGAGAAGAGGGAAUUUGGUGAUAAAGAGUACGGUAGAGAUGAAAAGGAGCAAAAAGAGUACGGUAGAGAAGAAGUAGAAGGUAGGGAUUACGAUAGAGAACGAUCAGGCUCACAAGAUUACGGUAGAGAAGGAGUAGAAGUCAGAGAGUACGGUAGAGAAGGCAAUGACCGUAGAGAGUACGGCAGAGACGAAAGAGAAGCCAGAGAGUACAAUAGAGAGGUAUCAGAAGCCAGAGAGUACGGUAGAGAACCAGGAGACAACAGAGCAUACGAUAGAGAAAGGUCAGCCUCACAAGACUACGGUAACUACAGUAAUCAGCGAGCCGAAGUCAGAGAGUAUGGUAACAUUAGAAACGAUAGAAGACCGUACGUGAUUCAGAAGGCAGACGGUAGGGAGUACGUGGUUCAGAAGUCAGACGGUCGAGAAUUUAUGAUUCAGAAGGAUUCAAGGGACAACACGAAGGCUGAUCCCAGAGAGUAUAUAGUACAGAAGGCCGACGGUAGAGAGUAUCUGGUUCAGAAGGCUGAUGGCAGAGAGUAUGUGAUCCAGAAGCCCGAUGGCAGAGAAUAUAUCAUCCAGAAGCCCGACUCCAAAGACUACAUGAUCCAAAAGUUCGAAGCUCGCGAGUACGGCUCGGAAGGCCGCAACUCCCAAUCCACCGGCACUCCCGGCUCCAUAACCCCAUCCUCAGCCCGAGACGAAGCCCACCUCAACGACGAAUUCUUCACCGAACCCGAGAAGAAACCCCCACCCAAGCGAAUUCGCACCGCCGCUCAUCGUGCCGAAGUUCAACGUCAAAAGUACCUAAAGCAAAGAGAAUUCGAAAUGAAACAAGCCCGGGAGAACCACCAAUACCUGGUCCGGUAUAUGCAGCUGAGGAAGAUGGUCAGAGCGUUGGUCUUCACGAAUACAGCCUUAUCGGAUGAGGUGUCAAGAGUAAAAACGCAGAUUGAUGUGGUCACGGAACAGAGGAAGUAAGGACGUUUUUGAUGAGUUUUGGGAUUUGAAAAAAAAGUUUUUAAAUUUUUUAAAAUAUAAGUUUUUUUUGAAUUUUUAAAAAUUUGAAAAAAAAUUGUUUGCUUGUGAUAGAAAACGGAAUAAAGGGUUGAUAGAGCUAAAAUUAAAAAAUGGCUGAAAAAGUGUUUAAAAUUAGCAUAAAAUGAAAAAAAAAUUAUUUUUUUUUUGAAAAAAUUAGGUUAUGGUAAAACUACUGUAACUUUUUGUUUUUUUGAUAUUUUAAAAUUUUGUUUUACAGCAGUGUUGACAGUAUCACAAGCUACGAAAGUAAAAACUUUAAAGACUUUAGCUGGGUUUUAAAAAAAGUUAUGGGUUAAAAAUGGCGAAAAUUCGAUUUUUUUGAAAAAAAUGGACUUUGGUAAUGGCGAAAAACUCUCUGUAACUUUUUGAUUUGACUAUAUUUUUAAAUUUCUUUUAACAGUAUUGUUGACAGUAUUACAGGCUAUGACAGUACAAAAUUUCAAUUUUUUAGCUGGUUUUUAAAAAAAAGUUAUGAUUAAAAAUGUCAAAAAUUCUAUUUUUUUGAAAAAAGUGGACUUUGUUAAUGGAAGACUCACGGUAACUUUUUUAUUUUUUCAUUUUUUAAAAUCCUUUAAAAGCUUUUUUAAAAUUAUGUACUAUUUUCAGAGUAAUAGCGAAAGAAGUUCGCCACUGCGAACGAAAACGCAUUCGCCGAAUGCAAACGCACGAACGGAAGGCCAAAGCCCUGAAGGCAAAGCUGGUAGCAGCCGAAGUGUCCGGUCUCCACAAUACACCGUACCAAAUGGAAGCGGAUUCAUCGACCAACAACUCGUAUGCAUCUUAUUUGGACACGAAAUACCAAGGCUAUAAACAGGAAAUGAUAAGUCCUGGAGGCAACUUCAAGCAGCAUGAUCAAUAUCGUGAAGGGUAUCAACGUGCCAAUGAAGGAUAUCAUAGAGGUGGUGAAGGUUAUCAUAGAGCAUCAGAACCUUAUCAUAAUGAAGCUUUCCGUCGCGGAUCUACUGGAAACGGUUUCAACUUUCAGUACGACGAGUACGACUAUCAAUAUCCAAGAAACGAAUUUAUGGAUGACGCAAUUUAUGGACGUUAUGACAGAUUUGAUAGACAACCUCAAGUCAAAUCGAAGGCAACCAAAGAUAAAGGCUUUCAAGAUGAUAAGAAGCAAGAACCAGCCAAGAAGCUGAAGAAGAAGCCCCAGCCAAGGAAACGCCCGAACCAAGAUCAACCGGUCGAUUUACCGCCUCAACCGAAAAAGAAACUCAAAAAACUUCAGCCUCUGAAGGUGGACACCACGCUAACACCAACAUACACCUCAAAAAGUCUCAUGUCACCACACGACCAAAUCUUCGUCUCUCCACACCGAAAUCGACCAGUCGAUCCAGACAGUCCACAAAAUUUGAAUAAUUGGCCGACUGAUCAGAUAUUCUUGUCCCCAACCGAACUGGAGCCAAGCCCCGAUGAGAAAGUACUCCAGAACUUCAUUCCCAUGGACGGAAAGAGCAGGGAAAAGGCGGAGACGGCAGAGAAAGAGCGAGAGAACGCGGAAAAGCGAGACGACACAGAGAAAAUCACGCCCGAAGGCGGGAGGACAAGGUUCUCGGCUAGGCUACAGCGGCAGCAUCAGGGGGGAGGUAAGAGAAUUUUUUUAUUUUUUGGGUGGAAGGGAUGGUAAAUGAAUUUUUUGUUAACAGGGGGUGGUUUUAGGGUAUGGGUGGAAUUUUUUGGGGGGGGGGGCGAUGGUUGACUUAUAUGUUAGCAAGGGGUGGUAGUUAGGGCAUGUGUUGAAUUUUUUGUGGACAGGGGGGGGGGGUUAUGGUUUUGGGGGUUUUAGGAAAAAUGGCAAUAAAUUUCUUUACAAAGUGAGAAAUGGCAAGAUCUUUCUUUACAAGACAAAAAAUGAAAAAAAAAUUUUAAUUUUUUAUUAAAAAUCGUAUUUCAGCCCUCAAUAUCGCCUCGAUCUCGAGCCGGCAGCCGCUCCCAGGUCUCACCACGAGAAGCCUCGUCUUCACAUACCUCGAAUGUUAUCAAUCCAGCUUCAUUACAAGUGAAAGAGUGCAAAAUUGAAGUAUCAAAAACCGAAGUUGCUCAAGUUGUCGGCAACAAGCAACAACAACUAGUGAAAUCUGAAGGGAAGGCAACCCAAAAAGGCACUGAACUCAAAAGUGGUGCUGCUACUGGUACUGGUAUAUUAAGUGGUACUACUGGAACAAUUUUGCCAAGUGGUACUACUGGUACUAUCUUGACAAGUGGUACUGUUGGUACUAAAACAGGUGCUAUUACUACUGUUGGCACUAAAAUUGAUGCAAUUGGAACAAUUUUGAUGAGUGGUACUACUGGUACUAAAAGUGGUAGUACUGGUACAACUGGGCCUAAUAUGGGUACAACUGGUACCAAGACACCUUCAGAAGCUCAGGAAGGUAAAGUUAGACGUGGAAGCAUUGGAAAUCAGGCAAAAAUGUCACAAGGUGGUACUAUUGGUACUAUGAGUGUACAGUCUAGUACUGGCAACGCUAAAGCUGGACCUCCUAUCACUAGUGCAGGAAAAAUUGGACAAUCUGGUACUACGGGAAAAACAUCACACUCUGGUACUGGUGGAUCGAAAGCUGGGCUUUCUGGUAAUGCCGGAGCAAAAUCUGGGAUUUCUGGUACCUCUGGAGCAAAUGUUGGGCAUCUCGGUACUAUUAGUGGAAAAUCAGGACAAUCUGGUACUAGUGGCAACAUAAGUGGACUUUCUAGUACUAGCACCGAUUAUUCUGGACCAUCUGUAGCUACUGGACUUAAAAUUGAUUCGACUGGUACUGAAAAACUGAAGCUUGAAAAUGACGUAUCAAAACCGAUGCCAAGUCAGCCGAAAUCAAGGAAAAAUGGUCCUAUAGCUAUCCAAUCAGUACCAAAAGAACCAACUCAGUACCAGCCGAAAGAUCGACCAAUCCCUUCUCCAAUCAAGCUCUACCCAUGUCCGGACGAACUAAAGGAUACUCGCUUUGAUGCUCAAGAACCAACCGAGUCAACACUGGAUAAGUACGAUGAGGAUCGCUCGUACAAGUCAACCCCAACUCAGGUCGAGAGCCCAGUCCCUUUCCCCGAGCCUAAAAGAAGAACCUCGUCGAGACAGUCGAGGCGAACCACACGACAGUCGAACACACCAAACAGUCUGACCGAGAGUCCAAGCACUUCCAGCUGCACGUCACCAAUUCCGGUGGGAGAAGGUGAGUGUUGGCUAGAACUUUCUUUACACUACACGUGGGUAGGGAUAGAGAUAGGGGUAUGAGUAGGGGUAGAGGUAGGAAUACAGGUCCGGGAUAAGGGUAGGAGUUGGGGUGAUAAAUUUUUUUAGGGGCGGGUAAAAAAAUUUUACGGGUGUGGUGAAAAAUGGGGGUGAUUAAAUUUUUUUUUGGGGUGGUGAAAAUUUUUUUUGGGUAUGGUAAAAAAUUCUUUUUAAAAUUAUAUUUUUGGGGGUGGUAAAAUUUUUUUUUGGUGGGGAGGGGGGGGGUUAAAAUUUUAUGAGUAGCAAAAAAAUUCUGUGCUGAUAAAGCGGCAGGGUUAAAAAAUGUAUGAGUCUAAAUUUUUUUUAAAUUUUACAUUUGAAACGAGAAAUUACGGUAAAAUUACAUUGCUUCCAGGUACAAUGGUAACAAGACGAAAGGCGGCCGAAGCUGCAAUGGCCACUCCCACAAUGACUACACGAUCGAAAAGGAAACUUCAGGCUUCAUAA
Bursaphelenchus okinawaensis is the source of this 8869-nucleotide messenger RNA. The record is from the annotation of a GenBank genome assembly. NCBI's taxonomy places the organism in Eukaryota, Metazoa, Nematoda, Chromadorea, Rhabditida, Aphelenchoididae.